AGGGCUUGUCUUUCGGCGCCCUUCUUCGACAAACGAUGACGUCACUUAUCGAGUCUAUCCCAUCAUCGGCCGACUUCCACCCUUCACAUUCCUGCUGCCGACUCUGAUCGACGCGAAACACAACAGGCGCAGCCAUGUCUGACUUCUCGGAAGACCAAAUCCUUGAGUACAAAGAGGCGUUCCUGCUCUUCGACCGUACGGGCGAUGGGAAGAUCAGCUUCAGCCAGUGCGGGGACGUGAUGCGGGCCUUGGGCCAGAACCCCGUCAACGCCGACGUGCUCAAGGUCCUGGGGAACCCCAAAGCCGAGGAGAUGAACAUGAAGAUGCUGGACUUCGAGCAGUUCCUGCCCAUGCUACAGACCAUCGCUAAGAACAAGGAGCAGGGCUCAUUUGAGGACUUUGUGGAGGGCCUGCGCGUCUUCGACAAGGAGGGCAACGGCACGGUCAUGGGCGCCGAGCUGCGCCACGUCCUCACCACGCUGGGUGAGAAGAUGACAGAGGAAGAGGUAGAGACACUUUUGGCGGGACACGAGGACGCAAACGGGUGCAUCAAUUAUGAAGCCUUUGUUCGCCACAUCAUGGCAGGCUGAGCGUCGAACUUGUCCGGAUGGUCAUGAGUGGGUGAAGAUAGAGAACAUACCGGAAUUUUUUAAAAUCAUUUUUGUUUGUUUUUCUGUUACACGUUUCCACCCCCCUAUAAUUUUGUGUGUAUUCUCACCCCCCCCCCCCCUCAAUUACGGUUUUAUUUUCGGAAGUGCCUUUCCUUUAUCUGCUUAUGUAGAAGUCUCCACGGACCUCCUGCCCCCCACCCCCAUUCCACAAAACCACGAACAUGCAUGAACCGAAAACUCCGAUGGGGAUAACAAUCUGCAAUAAAACCUCCCUAGUUCCUGCGUCCCCAUCCCAAUGCACCGCUGUAGGCAAUACUAGCUCAUCUGUCCAGCAGAUGGCGCUGCUGCAGGGGUAGGGUGGCGGUGGCGGGGGGUGUGGGGUGAAACCUGUAAAGAACGGCACUGCGAUUGGCCGAGACUAGAUCCGGCUGAAAUCGAUCUCUUAUAGAGCUUUUGUAAGCGGUCAGCGUCCAGGCCAAUUAGUAUGGCGGUCAAAUUUGUUGCGAAAUUUUUUUUUUCCAUUUAUUUUUCUGUCAUAACUAUUACUUGUGCUUCAUUUGCAUAGUUCAGAAAUAAUAAAUGUCCCCAGUUUCUGAAAGUGACCAAACGGUCGUCCAUUUAUUUGUGCUUCAGUUACUUGUCAUUUAUGCUUAUAAUUUUUAAGUGUAUAAUGCAUAAAAUAAAGUGUUGGGCAGCA
Conger conger (European conger) is the source of this 1308-nucleotide messenger RNA. RefSeq lists its product as uncharacterized. Bases 135 to 590 code for a protein of 151 amino acids. Gene Ontology annotation, molecular function: calcium ion binding; structural constituent of muscle. The transcript has 7 exons. The record is from RefSeq and is a predicted model, not a curated record. NCBI's taxonomy places the organism in Eukaryota, Metazoa, Chordata, Actinopteri, Anguilliformes, Congridae. Gene Ontology annotation, cellular component: myosin II complex.